Athalia rosae (coleseed sawfly) is the source of this 6409-nucleotide messenger RNA. RefSeq lists its product as uncharacterized. The record is from RefSeq and is a predicted model, not a curated record. The transcript has 11 exons. NCBI's taxonomy places the organism in Eukaryota, Metazoa, Arthropoda, Insecta, Hymenoptera, Athaliidae. The coding region runs from base 2243 to 5098 and encodes 951 amino acids.
GCCGCUUGAUAUCUCGCGUAACGAGAUCAAGUGAGAUUUAUAUUGAAUAGGUGAUGUAUAUUUGAUCAUUUCUAUUUUUAGACUUUGAUCGGCAUCACAAUAAUUCAAAACCCCCAUAAUUCAUCGUUAAAAGUUCCGCGAAGGGUCGUAUCAACGAGUACGACGAAGUUUAACUUAUACGUUAUUCAAAGGACGCAAAAGAAGAAGGAUGAGGAUCAUCGAUAGGUGACUACGUUUAAUCAAUUCAUCAUCUUAUACGCACAUAAUAUAUGUGCAUACAUUCUUCUUCCGAGCAUUCUAAAAGGAAAAUAUGAGCAUAAGAAAGAAAAGAUUGAGCUUCAUUUGUCAAACGAGAAGUCAAGUCAAUUUUAUGGAUAUCACAUGGUUUUAUGGAUAUAAUACGACAACCGACCGGAAAUGGGCCAGACUUUAUACGACGUUCUCGACACUGCGACGCACCUAUUAUCGAAACAUUAGUAUAUUGUCAUCGUAGAUUCAUCAUCCCAAUGAAGCCGGUGUUUCGUUUUUCAUUCUUCUACCCACCAUUAGGUGCAAACCAGUCUUCCACGAGGAUGUUCGUAAAUGUCGACCCCGAACUCCUUGGUCUAACAAUAAGAGAAGCGCGACAUUUAAACCCUUGAUCCUCGGAGGCCCGUCGAGAACUUCAAACGAGCAAUAGCGGGGAUCGGUUCGGUGAGUGAGAACGAAACCAUUAGAAAGGUAUUUUUGGUUUAAACCGCAAUGUGCGUCGACGAAAAGACGAGAAGAAAGAUUCAAGGAUGAAUGUUUCGAGGCCUUGCAGCUGAUCCUCUGAUCCCGAUGCCGCGCGGCUCUAAGGGCAAAAGUCUCAUCUCGUCACCGCUGCACCACGCCAUUAUAAACUGCACGGGGAGUAGAAACGUAUUUUGACAUCUCUGACAGUUUGACGAGCGCAUUCUUAUGGUAAUAUCUUUUCAGGGGAAGAAAGGAAUAAAGAAAGGAAGUGAGAAAAAUGUUCGAGCUUCUCAUUCCCACCUCGGUGCAGCAUGCCCAUAUCUCACUGCCUGCCCUCCAAGCUACGACGUGAAAGACGCACGACGUUUAUUGUGAAUUUUUGAACAAGAAUUUCAUUUUAUCUCGAAACUGCAAGAUUAUAUAGACGCGAUGGAGAUCUGCGCGGUACGGAGAAAAGGAGGCGAGGAGGGGGGUGAGUUUCUAGCAAAAAGAUUGCGAGAAGAAUGCAAUAUAAGAUAGAAAAGGGAGACUGAGAAUGUCAUACGAAGAUCGGGAUGCUAUACCUACCAUGCUACACUACACCGCUCUACACUACGCUGGAAAACGGAUCUAGACAAAGUGUAAGUGCGCGGCGGCAACGAUUGAAAAGUGAAAAAACAUAAAGCUGAAUGUUCGUUGUACUUUACUACUAGGCGCUUCAGAUUCCACUUACUCAGUACUGUGUGUAUACGUAUAUAUGCGUAUACCUAUUGCCGUAUACCAACGACGACGAUUCUCUUCUCUCGUUUAUAACUUUCCUUUCAAACGGUGCACCGUACCGCAAACUACAAACUGCAGUAUUACAUAAUAUCAUGCUAGGGAUGAUGGGAAACGGGAAAUGAAACUUGAAUCAGAGAAUAUAGCAACUGCAACCGGCAAACAAGAGAGUUAAUUAAACCCUGCAGCGACCCACACCGAUGGAAAAUAGGGUUGAAUUACAAUGCCGGUGGAGGACACGUCGGACGCUAAGCUUAUAACGCUCUCUACAUAUAACACUUAAAUACUUUUUCUCCGGUGGAACGGCAAAGCUUCCUCUCCUCGUGAUGAAGAAUUUUGUCGGAAUCUUUGGCGAAAAGGGCGUAUCCCUGGAAUUUAAAGACACGAUCCAAGGCUGAUUCUACGCGUGAUUCUGCACUUGGACGAAAUUCGAACUAUAAUAUCAAUUAGAAAAAAGAAUAAUGCAUUACGAUAUAAAAACGACUGAAUCCGGAUGCAUGCAUAUUCUUGGUUUCUGAUGCCGUGACGUACAGAACUAGCAAAUGUUGCUGAUUAUGAAAGAAACGAAAAAAGACGAAGAGACGAUAGGACAAGUAUUAUAAUUAUACACAAAGUGAUGAUCAUUGCGUGGAAAGCUUUCGACCGUGAAUUGUUCGAGGAUUACAUUGAUCUGCAUAUCACAAAUUGAGAGAAACGAGAGUUUGACAGAAGAAAAAAAGCGUCGAGGGAGAGAAAAGACUUCAAGAUUCUUCCUUAUUUCGGAUCCGUCAUCAUGGCUGGGUCGGGUGUUAGCGUCGGUGGGACUUCGAUGCUUCGAACUCGAAGGCGAGAUGUUAGCAUCAAACCCAACCGACGUCUAGACAGGAAAUCAUCACGUGGCAUGAUAUAUGAAAAUGAAGAACUCAGACUGAGGACUAUAAACAUCAACGCGGAAGUUGAGCAAGGUCAAAAUGAUAUAAAAAAAUUACGAAGAGAAAAUGAACAACUGAGGAGAGAAAUUUGGAGCUUACGCGACGAGUACGACAAACUUGAAGAACUCGUUAAAAAUCAAAGCAGCCAUGGAAGCAGCGAUGAACUCGAAGGACGCUCGGGCGAAGAAGAUAACGUUGAAGGUACGUACUGUACGGAGGAGUAUUCGGGGGAUGAAGACGUUUUGGUAGAAGAAGAGGAGGAGGAGGAGGAAGAGGAAGAAGAAGAAGAGGAAGUCGAAGAAGAACUCGCGACGCGAAAAAAUGAUCGUAGCCUUCAAGAAGAGCAUCUAGAUAACGCUGAGAACCAGAAAAUAUCAUCGGAAAAAAUGAACGCCAAUACACACUGCAGAUUACACGUUGAGUUUGACGAUCUCUCUGUCGUAGAUGAAGAGGAGGAGGUUAAAAAAGAUAGAGAUCAGAAGGAUUCGGUUGUCUCGAAUAACGGUACAGUACAACAACCUGUAGAACAUGUAUCGAGGAAUGAGACGACGAAUUUCAACCCUUCCGAAUUGGGGUUCAGAUAUUUUCCGUCGUCCGUAGUUCAGGCAACGUCAUCUUUGGCCAAUUUACAUGGUAAUAACUUGACCGCGUCCGAACGAAAGUAUUUAAACGAUUCUCCAUUCGUAUUUCCGAAUCCAUCGGAUCCGAAUUAUCCAAAGAUGCAUCUGCCAACGGAUAAUACGUCGAGAAUGUAUCCCGGCCAAUUGACGGAGCUGCCGAGUCUAGACACUCCGGGAAUCGGAACCGUCGAUAAUGUAUUUGGAAAUAACGAAUUCGACGGUAGAAGAAUCGACCUGACUUCGGUUCAAAAUGGGACAAGAAUACCGAAUAUUUUCAAUUACGGCGAUAACACGUUACCUCAAAGACGGAACGUUCAGUUUAAAAAAUUUUUCAACGACACACCACUCUGCGCAAGUUCCAGUGCGGAGACACCGAAUUCCGGUGACGCCGUCGGCCAAAACGGAUGGGACUUCGGCAAUAAUUCGACGACUAAUCGCCACGGUAACAAUAAACCUGUAUCAACGACGAAACAUUUCUUUGCACCACUCCCGUCCAGGCUGCGGUUGCAACGGACGCCCGAAGAAAGGUUUGACGUUACAACGGGGGCGACUAGUUCUGGAAGUGAAAAGACCAGUUCAACCGUUAUAUCGAGAGCUUGUCAUCUCAAUCCGAAAGGAACUGCCGACGUAUGCGUCAACGGUGGAUUUCCAAUCGAUAAAGUUAACCAUGAGAAUCUUCUGAGCUACGAAGAUGUCUUGAUCGGAGAAGCGGGUAACGUCUCCAGUCAGAGCUCCGGUAAUCCUUUGGUAAAGUCACUGUCGUGUCAGGACUUGUCAAGCGAUCAAACCCAGAGUAUAACCUUUCCGGAGAAACUUAAAAUGUUCAACGGUGAUCAAGGAGAUGUUCAGAAACUCAUAACAAAAAGUGACAACACCUUGGACAGUAUUCAAAAGUCGGAGAGCAGACCGUUCAGAAGUCAGUUGAACGUUACUCUGAAAUUACCGAAAUCCAAAGCCGUAGAUAUCAGCCCGAACGACACUCCCGAGAUUCCGAAAUUACCAACGAUCAAUUACAGGCUGUUCAAUAACCCAUUUCUCCAGAGUUUUGAACAGGAAUGCGCGGCUAGUUACGCGGCUCUGAAUUUCGAAUCUCCGGUUACGAGGCCGCUUUCCGUACAAGUAAACCCGAGUCCCGUAAUGGGUUGUUUUCAGCAGCCCGUCAAUCAGACGGGAAUUACGGAAAACUAUCCGUGGAGUUUGAGAGGAGCUCAGAAACAGGCGGAGAAUGAAUCCAGGCUUCUUUUAAUGGCAGCUGGACAAUUGCGGAACCUAGAGGAGAGAAAUUUUGGAAGACAUCCGAUAGGUUUCGAGGUCACGUCAUUCGAGGGACCUAAUCCGAAGACGAUCGUUCAUCCUAACGUGGAAAGUGAUACCAUGAGAAGAAUUGGAAUUCAAAAACAAUGCAUGAAUUCCGCUAACGGAAACCUGAAGAGCGCGGCUGUUCAGACGCAGACUUCGGUCGACUGUCCGGAUCAAAAAACGGACGAACCCGAAUCGGAUGUAAUAAACGGUGUUCCCGGAUCUCCCUUGACGCUGAGGCGCAAGCGAACGCUGAGGAAAGAUCGUUCCGGUUCCGUGAAGGAUGCCUCGUCAAAACGACCGCUUUCUCCAGCCGCCCAACGUCGCAAAGAAAGACUCCGAAAACAGAACAGCGUAACAUCGACUAAUUCGCCCCCGGAGUCACCGGCGAAGACACCUCAAAGGUCGAGAAAGUUCAGCGUGACGACAUCGACCUCUCCCGAAGUCCAGGAUAAAAACGAAAGCAGAUCUUCGUCGUCGGGUCAGGAUUCCCCAAAAAAGGCGGAGCAGAGAAGGAGGGUCUCGUUGUACUUUAGCUCUAAAAAACGGCCAUCUUUAAUCUCGACUAAAACCGAGGGAAGAAGAUCCAACAACGAGUGUAUCGGUAAUCUCAAAGACCGUAGAUACUCGUCGUCAACUAUCAAAGCCGAUAUCCUACAGGACGCCACCACCACUAAUUCGGAAAGGGAAAGAACAAAUUCCGUCAGCAGUAGAGACACUGCGACCAAGGAAAGAAAACUCAGUACUGGAAGUGGAAAAGUUCCAUGGUGCGCUUGCUGGGGGAACGGGUGUGUUUAGUUAGUGGUGCCAAUGAGGAACGAUUCUCUGCGAUUAAAUAACAAAGAAAAAAAAAAAAACGAAAAAAUAAGAGAACAAAAGGUGUGACGAGUUUACUGAAAUUCCAUUCUAGUUUUUUUUUUCUUCUUUUUUUUUCUAAUAUCCUUCCUUCUAAUAAUUACGUGAUUCGCAGAAAACCACGCGCGCCGCACUAUCGUAAGACCUGCCCCUCUUCCUUUCAUCUUGGAUCUCGAUUUCUCCCGCAAUCAAAAUGUAAAUUAAACUCUAGAGUCUCAGAGGGUGAUCCUUUGCUUAUAUCUAAUUCUAUACAUCUAUGCAUUGGAAUGGGUUUCCGAGGGUUCGUGCAUUACUGUACGUCGACGAGCUCCUCCUCACACGUCGUCACACGUACACGGUUGGCUUUUGGAUAAUUUACUAGACAAUUUAUGAAAAAAGUUACAGAUUUUCUGUCUAUAUCCACGCAAGCCCAAUUUUUAUUUAUCAUUUUUUUUUUAUUCUAUAAAAUAUAUCGAUAGUAAUAAUGGAUAUCUGAUCAGAAUGAAGAACGUUAUAUUUAUUGAAUCAUAUGAAAAAGAAGAAGAUCGUCUUGUACGGCACUUUUAAUUAUCAUAAGGUAACAUAAGAGAUAAAUUCAUAAUGUGUAUAUUGCGUAACGUGAAUGUUUUAGAAAAAAGAAAAAAAAAACAAGCAAAGUAUCAUUGUACGACUGAUUGAUUAUUACAUCGCGAACAUUUCUAUUUCGAAUUUUAUGCCUCAUUAACGCCAGACAUUUCCUUUUUUUUUCUCUAUGUUAUAUUAUUAGAUGUAAUCGACGAUUAUUGAUUUUCUGCUUUUUAUCGUUCGAUUCGUUCUAAAACCGGCUCAGCUUAUGGCUACGGCAUAUUCAUACGUAUACGUAUGCGUACGAUUAAACCGAAGUCGGAUGUAAAAGCGAGCUUACGUGUGGUUGGGUCGGGAGAUCGUCGAUGAAAGGAUAUUUUAUACCUCACAUAUAACAAGGGGGGGGAAAAGAAAAAAAAAACAGAAAAAAAUGUAUGGUACUAAAGAUGUCGGGUAUAGGUAUAAGUAUCAUUAAACGGAAUGCCAACGAGCGAACGAAAGGCGUGCUAUGUAUGUAAGGGUUAUAUAGUAUAUACCAAUGGGCGCAGAGAGAUAUACAUACAGGUAAAUAUAUUAUCAGGUACGAUUUUAUGAUAUACGAUUUUACGCGUGAGGUGUAAUCAAGACUUAUUAUCUUAACUGACGAUGUAACCAGGAGAUAAUCGCUCACCGUUUAACUAUAAAUAUUAAAAGAAGAUAUACGAUUCUUAA